Cuscuta campestris is the source of this 1919-nucleotide messenger RNA. Lineage: Eukaryota; Viridiplantae; Streptophyta; Magnoliopsida; Solanales; Convolvulaceae. The record is from the annotation of a GenBank genome assembly.
CUAAGCAGAUCAAAUUUUGGUUCCAAAAUAAAAGGACGCAAACAAAGGCUCAAAGUGAGAAGGCGGAUAAUAAUGGGCUUCGGACCGAAAAUGAGAGAAUUCAUUGUGAAAAUCUAGCGAUGAGGGAGGCACUGAAGAGCAUAGUCUGCCCAAAGUGUGACGGAGAAGAAGAGAGGAAACAUGGCCUUCAACUAUUGAUGAUGGAAAAUGUGCAACUCAAGGAAGAGCACGAACGGUUAUCAACAAUUCUUUCGAGUGUCAUGGGAAGAUCAGCGAUAGAAUCAACUUCCAGUGGAUCUUUGCACGAAGAGAGCAACUAUCUAGCAACUACAGGUGGCGGCGGCGGCGGCUCAUCGGCACCCAUAGCAGAAAAGCGGCAGCAUGAAACCGUCCACGGCCGGAAUACAUAUCCAAAGAAAAGUCCGAAGUCGUUUCCCUUCACACCGUGCGGAGGAGUGCAAGAGAUGGAGAAAGGAAUCAUGAUAGAGACGGUGGCAGCCGCCAUGGAGGAGGUGGUGGAGCUGCUGCAGGCGGAUGAGCCGCUGUGGACGCGAAGCCCCGACGAUGAAGGGAGAUUGGUCCUCCACCUGGAAAGCUACGACAAGCUCUUCGCCAAGAGGAAUUACUUGAGAAGCCGCACUGCUAGGACGGAAUCUUCCAAGGAUUCCGGCAUUGUUUCCGCUACUCCGGUUGAGUUGAUCCAGAUGUGCCUUGAUCCGAUGUACGAGAAAAUGCACGUUCUUUCACCCAUGGUGGCGCCUCGGGACUUCAUUUUCUUACGUUACUGUCAACAACUUGAACCCAACACAUGGGUAAUGGUUGAUGUUUCAUAUGACGACUACUCCUUCAAAGACCUUGUAAUUGACACUACUACUACUUCUGCUUCUUCCUCUCAUGACUCGUGGAGGCUUCCUUCUGGAUGUUUGAUUCAAGAUUUGCAUAAUGGAAAGUCUAUGGUUACGUGGGUCGAACAUGUUCAAGUGGACGAUAAGUUACAAACCCAUUGCCUGUAUAAAGAUUUAAUCCGUGAUGGUUUAGCAUACGGAGCAAAGCGUUGGAUGGCUACGCUUCAAAGGAUGUCGGAACGAUAUGGAUUCUUCUUAGGCUUAAGAAGUGUACCUCCUAGACAUGAACUUGAAGAAGUGAUAAAUGCGCCAUUGGGGAGGAGGAAUAUGAUGCAGUUAUCCCAUAGGAUGGUGAGGACAUUCUACGAAACCCUAAGCAUGCCGGAAAGAAAAGAUUCGACUCAUGAGAAUGGCGGCGGCAAGGUGAGGGUAUCUCUGCGCAGAAGCAACCAACCCGGACAACCCGACGACAAUAGUUUGGUUGUUUGUGCCGCCACCUCUCUCCGGAUUCCUAUUCCACCAGAACAUCUCUUUGAUUUCUUCAAAGACAACAGAUUUAGAGCCCAAUGGGACGUUCUGUCCCAUGGCUACCCCGUCACCGAGAUCGCCCGCAUCUCUACCGGCACCCAUCCCGGCAACUGUGUCUCCAUCAUCCAGGUACAAUAAUUAUAGUCCUCCCUUUGUCCUUAAAAGAUCCCCCCUUCAAUUUCUAGCAAAAAGUCAUUUUUAUCCCUACUAAUUCUUACACGGCAUGUCUGUCCCCUCUUCUCAAGUUAAAAAAAAUCCCCUCUUCUCCUCUCUCUUUUUCAUCUUUACUCCAUCUCAUUUCAACUAUUCUUCCCACUAAGGGGUUGUUUGGCAACUUCUGAAUAGGUAAGUGCUGAACCAGUAAGAGGUCUGAACCAUUAAGAGCUAGUAUAUUGCUUAACUAUUCAGAGGCAAAUGUCUGAUCAAUUCAGAUAAGAGGUCUUAACCAUUCAGACUCUGUAUAAUACUUAACCAUUCAGAGGCAAAUCUCUUAACCAUUCAGACAUCUGAACCAUUAAGAGGCUGAAACAAACAAUCUGAACCAUU